Messenger RNA from Acipenser ruthenus (sterlet), 3689 nucleotides. RefSeq names its product secretory carrier-associated membrane protein 4-like. Gene Ontology annotation, biological process: protein transport. The transcript has 7 exons. Gene Ontology annotation, cellular component: trans-Golgi network membrane; recycling endosome membrane. NCBI's taxonomy places the organism in Eukaryota, Metazoa, Chordata, Actinopteri, Acipenseriformes, Acipenseridae. Bases 240 to 938 code for a protein of 232 amino acids. The record is from RefSeq and is a predicted model, not a curated record.
CACGUACUGGACUGCACGAUAGUUUCUUCUCGCCCUAGUCAGGACUUUAUAACUUCUCUAGCUGUGCUUAUUAUUGAAUCAACAGGUGCGAGGAGUUUGAGGAAUCAGGCCGCUGGUUAAUCUGCUUUGACCUGAUCACACGUCUCAUCACAGCAUGACAAGUCGCACCCGAGCCUGCAGGUUUACUGAUCAGCUGGAGAACGGAGUGUGACUGACGGAAGGGAGCAGAGUUCACAGAAAUGACGGAAAGGGUUAACAACUUCCCCCCGCUGCCCAAGUUUAUCCCGCUGAAGCCCUGUUUCUAUCAGGACUUUGAGGAGGACAUCCCUGCAGCCCACCAGCAGCUGGUCAGGAGAGUGUAUUACCUCUGGAUAUUGUAUUCAAUCACACUGGCCGUGAAUCUCAUCGCCUGCCUUGCCUGGUGGAUCGGGGGUGGGAGUGGAGCUAAUUUCGGGUUGGCGUUCGUGUGGCUGAUCCUGUUCAGCCCCUGCAGUUAUGUCUGCUGGUUCCGGCCCCUCUAUAAGGCUUUGAAGACUGACAGCUCCUUUAACUUCAUGGCCUUCUUCUUUAUCUUCGGGGCGCAGUUCGUGCUGGUGGGGAUCCAGGCUCUGGGGAUCUCUGGCUGGGGAGCCUGCGGGUGGAUCGCUGCAGUCAUGUUUUUCAGCUCCAAUAUCGGCGCAGCCGUGGUGAUGCUCGUGUCAGCCAUCAUGUUCACCGUGGUUACCGUCAUGAUGGGCGUGGCGCUGUUUAGGGUGCACAGGAUGUAUCGUGGAGGGGGCGGAAGCUUCCACAAGGCGCAGGAGGAGUGGAGCAGCGGCGCGUGGAAGAACGAGCGAGUCCGCGAGGCCGGGUUCCAUGCUGUGUCCGGGGCGGGGAACACCCUGCCCCAGUAUCCCACUCCCGUCCCGAGCUACCCCAGUGAUGAGCACUGGUCCUAAACACCCGCGCCCCCUCCCUGCACCCCGUGAACCACCAGACUCGCACACAAACGCUUUCUUGCAGCUUACGAAGCGGCUUCCUGAAAAGGGGCCGUUUUUAAGCACUUUUCACUUACGACCCAAAUUGAGAUUAUUUUAUAAUCCGGUGAAAAUAUAAUCAGUUUAAUCAGUCGAUCAAUCGAUCAAUUCCUCUAUUUAACCAGGUAAAAAAAAAUAAUAACAGAAAUAAUUCUCAAUUUUUAAAAUGAGUGAUCUGGACAAGAAAUCCCCAAACUGCAGCAAAGACGACAUAUAAUUAACAUCCUUCGUAAAAAACGAAAAGCACUAACAGAACAGGAAGAAGAAAAUCGCUUGCUGAGCUGCAAGAAGAAAGUUGCCCUGGUGUUUCAUGGGCUUUACCUUCCCAGAACCGGACCGAGGGGGGCUGUAUCUGCAAAAAACCAAACAAAACAGAAAUCUACAGGCCCAGCAGUGGGGUAAGAGAUACAGGACCAGUUUGACAGCCCCUGAUUUGUACUAGACUUGGACUGCGUGAUGUUAGAUUAGACAAGACAGCCCGAGAUUAGUGCGAAUCAGGGUCUGAAAGCAGCUGUCAGACUGCUAGCUGUUUAAAGACAUUACAAUGAGCAUCGUCAUGCCUGAGCUGCAUUACACAUAUUGGAGCUGCAACUCAGACCCUGUCCACAGUGUCUACAGAAGGCAUGAUCGCCACCAUUCACUUCAUGCUCCGUUUUCAGCGUGGGGGGUUGGGCAGUAUUUUGGUGGCAUGAACAGGGCAUGCGUUUCCAGGGAAGUCUGGAAUGGCUCCAAUGCCAUGCAACAGUAAUCUAUUACCUGGAUACCUGGAUAGUUUGAUUUUUUUUUUUUUUUUUUAUAUAUAUAUAACAGAAAGUGGCAUUGUUUUUAAUUCAGGUGGAUAACCUUCUUUCCAAAUGGUUUACAUUUCAUAUCACAGAACCGGAGAUGCGUGCUCCGUCAGCUUCUCAUUUUCUAAUGUAAACUGCAAUUGCUACCAGCUAUUUUUUUUUAACGUUUUAAAAUCCUUGCUAGAUUUCUUUUGCAAGAAUGCAACGGGACCAGUUACACUGUAUUAUGCAGCUCUGUUUUAAAGGGGACCUAAUGCAGUCAUAUCCAGAGAACAGUUCUGUCUACAACUGCCAUGUUUAUAUCCCAUCCCCAGAGCCAAACUGCUCUCCCCAAAAGAGAUAUCUGUGUGCUUUAUACAACGGAGCUGUCUGAUUCUGCAUGUGGGAUAUUCUAGAUAAAACAGUAAAACAUUGCUCUGCAUACAAAUUGUUUUUUUUUUCUACAGAUAUAAACAUGUCAGUGGUUUGAACAGCAGUGGAGCUUAAUAUAGUAACACAGAUCACUCUCAGCUGUAUAUUGAUUGUAAUAAAUCACACAGUUGGAAAACACUAGCACGUAUUUUGAUCAGGCGCAGGCAUGGAAAUAAGACUCCUGUUGCAUAGCAGUUUCACCCAUUCCAGGUUUUACUAUGCGCUUGAUUAGCCACAGUGAGUAAGUAGCGCAGGCGGGUCUUAUUAAACUCAGCAAAACCAGGAGUGGAUCAGACUGCUAUGCAGUGGGAGUCUUAUUUCCAUCCCUGUCCAGAUCAUUAAAAUAGACUCUUAUUAGUGUCUUACUGGGCUGUUGAAGGAAAUCAAAGCUCCCAGCAGCUUGAAUGGCAUUCUUAUUGUAGUGAAUUAUUGGGAAUGAAGGUACAGCCCCCUUCUUAACACUCCUCCAACCUCCCCUCUCCUAGAGACACGAGGUGGAUAAGUAAGGGACCAGACUGGUUUGUACAGUGCUUUGCAGAGUCCACACUGUACUGGUUUAAAUCCCUGUAAAAGAAGGCAGGGUGGUGCAGAAACCAGAACCGGUUUUGUUUUUAUAGAGCUGAAAACGUGACUCUCAUCUGCUUGGAGAGCUUUCUUUUCUUUUUUUUUUUUAGUUGGCUGAUGUGCUGAAAUCUUUGCGUGAAUAAAAGGGUGGGAAUCAGAAUGGCAUUGCGAACCGUUUUGAGCAGCUCUGGUGCCUCCCAGGCGCUUGAGUUAAUGACAAUUGCACUUAAUUACGCCUAAUUAGACAAUCAUGUGCUUCGCAUGCAAACCCCCUGGUCACGUCUGGUUCCAGGAACUAAAUUCUUUUUUCCAUCCCUAGCAUUAGUUCAUAUCAUCUUAGAUAGACAGAUUUAGUGUGAGCGAUUUUAGUUCCUUUAUGACAUGACUGAAUUGAUCAGGUGUUGGUCUUGACUACAUGUGCCUUCGUCACUUGUCUUAAUUUAAGCAGUGUAACACAGUGGAGUGAUAUGAGCCUUUUGAUUAUACCUUUGAUGGUGCCUCUCUAAAUUGAUUUGGGCUGCGUCUCCGACCCAUAAACUGCAAAUCCCCUCGCCAUAAUGUGCUGCUUAACUCCUGCUUAGUGUGCUAAAACACUAUUAUAACAACGACUACAAGAAGUACACACUAAAUAGUAAACUUUGGCAGUACCCAGCAAAUAAAGGAGGAUUCUCAUUCCAGUACCUGCUACAUAAGAGAAGUACAGAUGUUAACAAACUAGCCACCUCUCUCUGCUUGCUGUUAUCUAUUCUAUAUAUAACUGACAUUUCCAUUUUUGUGUUUUUUAACUUGAGCCUUGACAGUGUUAUAUUGUAUUUUCUUAAUCUGCGUUAAGGUGGGAUUGUUGUGUUAAAUUGUAUUGUUGACUGACUAUACUGGAUCUACACUUAAUAAACAUUCCUUUGUCUCAGCA